This is a messenger RNA of Arabidopsis arenosa, 1062 nucleotides long. The record is from the annotation of a GenBank genome assembly. NCBI's taxonomy places the organism in Eukaryota, Viridiplantae, Streptophyta, Magnoliopsida, Brassicales, Brassicaceae.
AUCUGUAAUAAAAUCCAAAUAAACUCAUAUCUGUAAAUUAGGAAUCUUCUGAGAAAGUGACCAAAGCGAAGAAGAAGGUUUCCGAAGUAAAUAUGUCUUCCUUAGGGAGCAGCAAACCCCUGAGGGAGGAGAUGGAGGUAACAACAACCGCCGAUGUAUUGCCGGAGGUUAACGCCGCCACGGAGACGGAAAAUCUUGAUCGGAACGAGCUUGUACUUGCUGACGAAGUCGUGACGGUUGAGGAAAGGAAUAUUGAAGCGGACAAUCGUGGAGAGAGGCAGACAGAGAGCGAGACUCCUCCAGAGGAUGAUGUUUGCCCGAUCUGUUUCGGUUCCUUUACGGUUCCGUGUCGUGGAAAUUGUGGUCAUUGGUAUUGCGGAAAUUGCAUCUUGCAGUACUGGAACUAUGCUGCAAUAUCCAGGCCUUGCAAGUGUCCCAUGUGUGUUCGACACAUCACUAAGCUGUCACCAGAAGCAUCUUUGCAAGAGCGCCAGGAGCAAGAAGUGAAGGAGGUUCUUGAUAAAGUCCGUAGAUAUAACCGUCUCUUUGUUGGAGGUCUAACUGGCUUUGUUCAGAAGGUGCACGAGCUGCCGUUUCUAAUGAAGAGAAUGGUGUGGCAUAUGAUGGAUACCGAUGUGAACAAUCUGUAUUUUCACGAAGUGCGCAUCUUUGCAAUGUUUAUGAGUACCCUGUACACUGCCGCAGAGUUUAACUUCAUCCCAACGGGCGGGUUCAGAAUAGUGACAGUUUUUGACUACGCUGCAAUCGCUAUGAUCCUGAUUCUGCGCAUAGUAGGGAUAUAUCGGAGGAGACGCCUUGCUCAGCAGGUUAGACAUCUAGCAGCUGCAGCAAUUGAGCCGGAAUUAGAGCAAAGGGAAUUGUAACAGACACGUGAAUGUAUUAAGUCUUGUGCAGUUUGAUCCUUGUGGAUAAGUUUGGUAGUAGAUCAUAGAAACCUCAAGAGUCGUGUGCAGUUUUACAGACAAUGAUAAUCCAGAUGUUAAAGUAUAUACAUAUCUAUAUCUCCUUUUCUAACAGUGAAAAUAAAAUGAUUGGAAAAGA